UUUGUGUGUGUGUGUUUUCCGUUUCUCAACGAGAUGUGAGCGAGCGGGGCUGCUAGCAGCAGUCCGUUUAAUAGAGGAGUUAUCUAGUUACAUGUUUUGCACACCGGAGAGAAUGUGUUAUGCGUUAGCUACCCUUGUUAACUAGUUAUCUAGCUAGCUAGCUAACCUAGUUUAUUUCAGGUUAGCUAAAUCUAUACAGAACAAGCGAGCGAGCGACUGGUCUCGGUAACGGUGUCCGUUAAAGGGAGGACGAGGAGCAGGAUGGAGUGAAGGAGAAAAGAGAAGGAAACGAGAGGAAGGAACACUGGAAAAACUGAAAAAUCUUCGGAGGAGAGAAAUUAAACCUUUAGCCCUGUUGGUCAUUGAUUUUUCGAGUCUAGCUAACUAGCUAUGUUUAUCUCGAAUUUCUCCAUCCUAAAACGAGCAAGUUCUGGGUUUGGCUAUUGGGGUUCUUUGAAGAAAAAUUGUUAACGCUAGCUAGCUAACCUAGGUUUAACUUUACAUUAGUAAAAUACGUUUUAUAGUGAAGAAGAAACCUUAAAAACUUGUAUAAGUUACAUGAGCGUAUUCUAUUUAUUACUCUCUUUAUUUGUUUUUGAUUGUUCUUUUUUCUUUAGAACUGAAGUAAGCUAGCUAACGUUAGGUAUCUAACGUUAGCUAAGUUAACCCAGCUAGCUAGUUGGUUAGCUAGCGAUAGUUUACUAACCUAACGAGUUAGCUAGCUAGCUUCCUUGAUAUGCUAAGCUAGCUAGUUAACUGUGUGUUUCUCUUAUUUUGACUCAAAUGAGGAAGGAUAAAAUCUACUCUGCUUUACAGCAGCUCUUUUACUGAGCAACUGAACAUUUUUCAACACCGUAUUUUAACUUUUAAAUCUUAAUAAUAGUCUUUUCUAAUUAUCUAUGCUUACUUAAAUGUCUAUUCUUAAAUGGAAAUGCUUCCAGUCUCAUAUUAACUUAUUUUGUAAAGGCUUAAAAUCUUUAGGUGACUAAGCGCCUCUGUUCCCUAAAAAUGCGGGUUACAUGUUUUACAAUACUGUGAAUUGUGAAGGGCUGGGCGAUAUGAUAAAUAUAUUGUAUCACGAUAUUUAAAGGCAUUUUCAUAAUACAAAAUAUAUAUUGUGAUAUUAUUUAAUUAAUUAAAGUUUGCUGCACUCCCUCCCUUCUGCAGAAUUUUUCAUGAAAUUUGGAAAUGAGCCAUUUUAGGCAGAACUUUUGAGGUGCCUUGCCAUCCAGCGGACUUAUAUGUCACAGGACUUUUGCAAAAGAUCUGGUGGACUCUAGUUACUAAAGUAAAACUUGCUCCAUCAUGCGCCUCUCCUCUUUUCUGGCUGUUUUCCGCCCUGCUCUGCCCCUCAUCCUGGGACUUUCUCUGGGCUGUAGUCUCAGUCUGCUCAUGGUGUCAUGGACACAGGAUCCAGAUGAGGCCUGCAGUGAAGAACUGGUGAAUGGAGGUCUGCUCCGGGGCAGUCAUAUUGUAGAGCCUAAGGGGGGCAAUGAAGGGGAUGGGAAUGAAGACUUCCAGCCACGCAUUGUACCCUAUCAUAAAGAUCCCAGCAAGCCACAUAAGAAAGUACUCAGGACUCGUUAUAUCCACACAGAACUUGGCAUCCGAGAGCGUCUCUUGGUGGGCAUCCUGAGCUCACGCACCACCCUCGGCACAUUGGGCGUAGCAGUGAACCGCACAGUGGCACAUCGCUUUCACCGAACCUUCUUCUUCACCGGCCUCCGAAGCGCUAAGGUGCCUCAUGGGAUGAUUGUGGUCGCUCACGGUGACGACCGUCCGGUCUGGCUGAUGUACGAGACGAUACGUCACCUUCAUCAGCACCACGGCAACGAGUACGACUGGUUCUACCUGGCGCAGGAUGAUACGUACACUCAAGCAGAGCGGGUAAUGGACCUUGUGGGACACUUAAGUGCAGGGCAGGAUCUCUAUAUGGGGCGUGCAGAAGAGUUUAUUGGUGGAGAGGAGCGUGCUCGUUAUUGCCACGGUGGAUAUGGCUACCUGCUCUCUCGUAGUCUUCUCGCCCGGCUGCAGCCCCACCUGGACUCCUGCCGCAACGACAUUCUCAGCGUCAGACCUGACGAGUGGCUCGGUCGCUGCAUCAUUGAUUACUUGGGUCUGAGCUGUGUGGAAAAGCAUCAGGAAAUGACCUACCGUUACUUUGAGCUGCAGAAAAAUGCUGACCCUGAGCGUGAAGACAGCUCCCAAUUCAAGAACGCUUUCACCGUGCACCCCGUCUCAGAGCCAACACUCAUGUACCGCCUGCACAAACGCUACAGCCAGAUUGAACUGGACUGGACCUACGCUCAAAUACAGCAGCUGCAGGUUCAAAUCAGUAACCUGAGUGAACUCACUCCAGAGGGCAAAGCUGGUGCCACCUGGCCCAUUGGCGUCAACCCUCCCUUCCGACCCAAGACGCGCUUUGAGGUGAUCAACUGGGAAUACUUCACUGAAGAUCACAUCUAUUCGUGUGCAGACAGUUCGCCCAAAUGUGAGCUCCACGGUGCAGACCGUGCGGAUGUCAGCUCCAUCCUGGAGACGGCUGUGGAGCACCUUAACGAGCGCUACCAACCCCAGCUGCGCUUCCGUAAGCAGAGGCUGCUGAACGGCUACCGUCGCUUCGACCCCACGCGAGGGAUGGAGUACAUGCUGGACUUGGCCCUGGAGGCCUUCACCCAGAAGGGUCACAGUCAGGUCAUUGCCAAGCGGGUGGGCCUGCUGAGGCCUCUCAGUGCCAUCGAGAUCAUUCCCAUGCCUUAUGUGACCGAAGCUACAAGGGUGCAGGUCAUCCUUCCAGUGACUGUCCGUGACCAGGACUUUGUGGGCAACUUCUUGGACACGUACGUCAUGAACGCCUUGGACACUCGAGACAAUGCUCUGCUGACGUUCCUGUUUGUGUACGACCCCUUUGAUGCGCAGAGGGUCAGCCAGACGGACGUCUUUGCUGGAGUCAAGGCCAUGAUCGGCGAGGUGGAGAAGCGCUACAGCGACGUGAAGAUCCCAUGGAUUAGCGUCAAAACUGAGGUACCUUCCCAAGUCAAGCUGAUGGACAUCAUCUCUAAGAAGCAUCCAGUGGAUACCUUGUUCUUUCUGGCCAGCGUUUGGACAGAGGUGAACGCUGACUUCUUGAACCGCUGCCGGAUGAACGCCAUCAGCAACUGGCAGGUCUUCUUUCCUAUUCACUUCCAGGAGUACAGCCCUGCUCUUGUGUACCGUGACCAGCAACCUUCAGCCGCAUCGUCCUUUUCUUCGGAUUCUUUGCGCGAUGGCCGCUUUGACCGCCAUGUCUUCGAGGAGGCCUGUUUUUACAACGCAGACUACAUGGCUGCCCGCACCAAGAUGGCGGCUGACAUCUUGGACAACGAUGAGAUGCUGGAGAGCAUGGACGUGUAUGAGAUUUUCGUACGCUAUUCGGGCUUGCAUGUGUUCCGGGCGGUGGAGCCGGCUCUGGUGCAGAAGUAUGUCCGACGAGCCUGUAACCCUCGGUUCAGUGAAGAUAUUUACCAUCGCUGUGUGCUGAGUAAUCUAGAGGGGCUGGCCUCUCGAUCACACCUGGCCAUGGCACUGUUCGAACAAGAGCAGGCCAACAGCACCUAAGAACCUGUUCUGGAAACUGUUACAAUAAAUUACAAUUCUUCUGCAAACAAACUGGCUCUCCUGGACCUCACUGAAUAAGCCAGAAUGUAGAAUAGGAGACAGUAAAUACAGGAAGUUCCCCAACACGAAGAGUUUUGGUUCUUACCUAAAGUGAGCAUGACUGGAUGGAGCUAAGUGCUAAUUUAGCAAUCUCAGAGACUUACUGACUCACUCUCAUUGACAUUAACAUUAACCGACUUAAGUCAAAACUGUGUACAUGACUACUUCACCUGGAUGUAGCAGACUGGACUGGGUAGUUGCAUUCUCUGUUACCUGAACUGAAUUCUUCUCAAUGGUUCUCAAGAAAGAAAAGGAAAGCAAUUUAUUUGACUUAUAGUUCAAACUUAAUUUUUAUGUCCAUAAAAUUAAUUAAGGUAGAUUCAGGUAUUUUGGGGCCCUCAAUUUUUUUUAGAUCUUUAUUCAAAUUAUUUUGAAAUGAGCAAAAGAAAAACUCAAUUGUGUUUUCAUCUCAUACUGUCCAGCCAGUGUCCCAAUUUCCCCGACUCUAUCCAUCCUUCUGUUGCAGAAUUAUAAUUAUAAUGUUAUGCUAUGCAAGUACAUUGUUACACUAAAUUUGGUUUCAUGCAGUUACCCUGUGGAUAUUAGAGGAGUAUCUACACUUUACUAGCAUAAUGCUUACACUAAAUUCUAAAUCAAAUAAGAAUAAGAAAAUUUGGCUUAAAAUAUAUAAAUUUAAAUGAUUGGUGCCUAAACACAAUCCUCUUGUUGUGUUUAGUAGGAGAGAACGGGGCACAACCUACCUCUUCUUUAGUGUUUUUUUUUUUUUUUUUUUUUUUUUUUUUCGUUUUUGCAAAAUCAUUUUAAAUUUAUUUGAGCAAGGUUAAUAAUAGUUUUUAUUUUAUUAGUGACCUGCACAUCUCUACCACAAAUAAAAAUAUGGUAUAGUUAUCAGCAACAAAUGUUGCCGGCUCAUCGGCCAGUUCAGCAGUAAGUAAAAUAUUUAUCACUUACUUUGUUACUCAAUAGAUUGGGUAAGUUGGAGUUAACUGUUACAGGCUUUUACUAUAAAUCAACAAAAUCUGUUAAAUUAAUACAAACACAGUUAAUUAAGUACAGUUGUGUGGGGCUCUGUCGAAUAUGACAUUUGAACAUUUAUUAUGACAAAAAAAAUCUAAAUUAUUUCUCUUUUUUGUGACUUUUUACUUUAAUUUGGCUGCAUUUACAAUUUAAACAUCUUACAUUUCAUCCACUAUAUUAUUUGAAAUCUUUCAUAACUUUUCCCAGCCUACGAGAAUCUAAUCCUGGAGAACCAAAACUUGUACAUAGUGCAACAAAAAGCACUUGUGUGAUUGGCUUCAGUCAAAAGUGACUGACAUGUCUUCCGCUGUAAUUAGAGUCUGGGGAGCUUUUACGCUAAUAUUGGUAAAAUAACCCCAUAGUAUGUAAUUUGUACUGUAAAGACCUGGCUAGUGCUCACUGAGUUGUUUACAUGUUUAAAAAAGGGUAUAUGUUACAGCAACCAAGAGUAAUACAAGUGAAUUCUGACCUAUACCUAAAGCUCAUUCUGCUGAAACCUGAACUACAUGGAACAGAUGUUACAUUUUUACACUGUGUUUUUCUUUGUGCCCCGGUCACCCCUACUUUAAACUGGACCAUUUAAAGCAAAAGGUCAUCCUGAGAUGUGGAUAUUAUCCAAGCAGUCAGAAUUCAAAACUAAAAUCUUAUUAAACUCUGAAUAUGUUAACAGUUUACUGUAUUCUUACACAGAGUACUUGAAUAUACAGCCCUCAGGCGUCAGCUUGUUGCUGCCCACAUGUUGCAUUUACACACAUAACUCAUUAAAAAUCAUGAGGGACAUGUGAACAAGGAGAAGAACUAAAUGUAGUGAACUCUGACCUUAAAUGGACUCUUCAACAUUUUGGCAAUACAAAAUAUAAUACACACUGAGUGGAGAAAAGCAUUAGGACACAUAUUAGGCUCAUUCAGUGUUUCUUCUAAAACAAAAGUACAAUAUCCUGUUUUAUUGUCAUUAUUCCUGUUGUGGCUCUUCUGUUCAGAAAAGGGUUUUAUGCUGGAUUUCAGAUCCUUGCUGUGAGGAUUUGGUUGUAUUGAGCAACUUGAGUGUUAGUUAGGUUGUUGUUGUAUUGAUGAGAUGAUGCACCAUCCACCAUUCCAGAGAGUAUACCCCUCUAGCCCACACAAUUAUUAGCAAUACAUAAGUGCAUACCCAUUUUACCCCUUCGCCCAACCAGUUACCCUAUCCCUCUGUUUUACCCCUUCAUAUCUAGAGGUAGGGUGUCCCGAUUCUUGUUAGGCUGUAGAGGACUUAAUGACUCUUCAAACUGAGAUUUUCUUUUUAAAUGCUGGUAUAUAGGAUUAUGAGAAUCACUGGCAAGUUUAAAUAUUUUCCUGCUUAAAAUUGUGAUAACUGCUAUAUUACCCAGGUUUCUUCAUAACAUAAAAAAAAAUCAUUAGUAGAUCGUCUCAGUAGCUAGCUAUGUAGCUAACUUACUCACUCCACCUUAAAUGGUGCAACAGUUGGCAGAGUCUGCAGCAUUUAAGGUGGAACAGAAAAAUAAAAUAAAAGCUCAUUUCAGCUUCCCAUUACAGAGGAAUUAAGAAAUGGACAAUAGGGGUGGGCGAUAUGGCUCUAAAAUGGUAUUUUCACGAUAACGAUACUUUUGGCGAUGUGACAAAACACUGAAUUAGAAAAAAUAUUUUGAAUUGUAUUAUUGCAUGAUAAUAUGAUAUGGCUAACUGAGAUAUUAAAAAAAAAGAAUUUUAUCAGAUUUGUAACAAAAAUCAAUGAACCAGAAUGUUAUGAUUCUAAUAAUGCACUCCAAAUAUCUCCAAAUAUCCAGGAUUAAAGAUUUAAUCUUAUAGUUAACUCUGUUUCAAGGGGAAGGAUUACACUUGAAAAUAAGGGGUAGGGAUACAGAAGAGAAAUGGGAUUGAGCCUUAAUACUUAAUUACUAAUAAAACUUUGAAAAGAAGUGAAUGUACUUUGGGCAUAAAUAAUAUAAUAUAUACAUAUACAUUCAUUUUCUUGCCAUCCUGAGAUGUGAGAACUUCUUCUUUUACUGUGUGUAGGCGCAUUCCUUCCUUCAGCGCUCUGGAUAUUUGAGAGGGAAAGACUUAAAUCUUUGCUGUCAGAAAUUUGGAACACGUUUGUCAUAAACAUCGUACUUCAACAAUGAGCAUUUUGUAACCAAGAUGGAGACAUUUAGAGUUGUUUUCCUCCUCACAGUUGCUGUCACUGCCUGGAUUUAGGCAGUAAAAUUGCAGUCAGAAGGAAAGUCUAGCUCAGCCCUGUUGUAAGAGAAGUGCCUUGCUCAAGAUUUUAACGGCUCAGUGCGACUGUGUGACUACAGCUCACCAGUACAGAAUCACUCCCACUGUUUUAAAAGAGCUUUAGAUACAGAGCUGCUGACUGUAUUAGUGAACAAUGUACAGAGUAUUAAACAAUAUUACUUUCAUGUAUUCUAAAUAAAGUUUCUACCUAAAAGAUGCUCUUAUUGCCAAAAUGUUGAACUGCCUAUUUAAGCUUCAAAUGCACCUUGAGCCUUUUGCCUUUUUUUACAUACAUGAUUGUAUAAGGUUUGAAUAAAAUGUUUCGAUUGUACUGGUGUCAAUAAAAAAAUAUUGUUAAAUA
Messenger RNA from Astyanax mexicanus (Mexican tetra), 7249 nucleotides. RefSeq names its product chondroitin polymerizing factor 2 (gene chpf2). The coding region runs from base 1306 to 3597 and encodes 763 amino acids. The record is from RefSeq and is a predicted model, not a curated record. Lineage: Eukaryota; Metazoa; Chordata; Actinopteri; Characiformes; Acestrorhamphidae. The transcript has 4 exons. Gene Ontology annotation, molecular function: glucuronosyl-N-acetylgalactosaminyl-proteoglycan 4-beta-N-acetylgalactosaminyltransferase activity. Gene Ontology annotation, cellular component: Golgi cisterna membrane.